ACUACGUCCCUGUACGAAACCCAUUCACAGAAUGAACGAACCGCUGGUUGCUUGCGUUCUGUUCGUGUAGUCACUCAGUAGUGUCAUGGAGGUAACAUGGCCGAGGAGACGCGCCUAGUUCGCGUUGAGGAGAGGCUAAAAAUUAAAAUCGGUGAGGUAAAAAAUCUUUUAAGUCGAGGCCAUGGAUCCCCAGGAACACGAGAUGUCUAUUGUGCACUGUCACUUGAUCAGGAGGAAAUCUUUCGCACUAGUACGAUGGAACGAACUCUCAAUCCAUUCUUUGGUGAAGAGUUCCAGUUUGAGGUGCCGCGAAAGUUCCGCUACCUCGGUAUUUACGUUUAUGACCGUGACAGACACUUGAAACAAGAUAAGAUCCUGGGAAAAGUGGCGAUUAAACGUGAAGAUUUAGCAACGUACCAUAACAAAGAGCAUUGGUUUCCAUUGAGGCCAGUUGAUGCUGACUCAGAAGUACAGGGUAAAGCACAUCUGGAGCUUGCACUACAGCCCCAAGUUAAUCACGCACAGCCUAAAUUAACAGUACGAGUUAUUGAGUGUAGUGAAUUGACUAUUAAAAAUGGUGGUUGUGAUCCAUUUGCAAUUGUUACGGUGAUUUACAGUAAUGGUAAACAAAUAAGUAAACGUACAAAAGUUAAAAAAAAGACUGUGUCGCCGUACUUUAAUGAAAUAUUUAUAUUUGAACCGGAAUUGAUUGAACCAAAAGACAAAGAUGUUUCCCACUACUCUAUUGACGGUGGAGAAGUUGGUGAAGUUGUUGUAGGGCUUUGGCACGCUUCGCCAGGAAUGGGUGAGCAAUCAGCAUUUCUUGGUGAAGUUCGCGUUACUUUAAGAGGAUUGAAAAAACAACCCACUAGCACAACAACUGCUUGGUAUUUCCUGCAACCGCGGGCAGCCAAACACCGUCCAAGUAAAAUAACACAGAAUUCAACACCACCGGGAACGCUACCAGAUCUUGGGUCGUUACGUUUGAAGAUACAUUACACAGCAGACCAUGUAUUUCCGUCUGAAAUGUAUGAUAGAUUACGUAGUUUAUUGUUACAAAGUGUUAACAUUCAACCGAUAACGUCGUCAGCGGUUUAUAUACUUGGCGAAAUAGUUGCCAGUAAAAUGGAAGCUGCUCAACCUUUGGUUAGGGUCUUGGUACAUCAUGGGCAACUAGUAUCUGUUAUGAGAGCGUUAGCUAGUCAUGAAAUCUCAAAAUUAACGGAUCCCACGACAAUUUUCCGUGGCAAUACGCUGGUCAGUAAGAUGAUGGAUGAAGGUAUGCGAUUAGCUGGACUUCAUUAUCUUCAUAGUACCUUGAGGCCAGCUAUGGAGCAGGUUUUUCUCGAAAAAAAACCAUGUGAAAUAGAUCCUACGCGAGUUAAAGAUGCCAAUACAAUUCAAACUAAUUUGGCUAAUUUAAAGGAGUACGUAGAACGUGUAUUUACAGCAAUAACGACAUCAGGCGUAAGGUGUCCACCAUUAAUGUGUGAAAUGUUUUGGUGCUUGAGAGAACUUGCUGCUACUUAUUUCCCAAAGAAUAAAGAAGUGCGAUACUCGGUUAUCAGUGGAUUUAUAUUUCUCAGGUUUUUCGCUCCUGCGAUACUAGGCCCAAGAUUAUUUGACAUAACAACUGAACAAAUUGAUUCUCAAACAAAUAGAACAUUAACGCUUAUUUCAAAGACAAUCCAGAGCUUAGGAAAUUUGGUUAGUUGUCGAGGUGGUGCUGGAAGUGUCUGUAAAGAAGAGUACAUGGAAGGCGUGUAUAGAGAAUUUUAUACAGAAAAACAUAUACAAGCUGUAAAACAAUUUUUAGAAUUAAUUUCAACUAGUAGUAGUAGUGGCAUGACUCGGCAACGACCGACAAUUCUUCAAGAACAACCAGUAGUUUUAAAAGAAGGUAUAAAUUUUCUCUUUACGCAUUCUACAAAUUGUGGCAAGAGAGUAAUGAUCAAAAGAGCACAAGGUCGUAAACGUUUUGGACGUAAGAAUUUUAAACAAAGAUAUUUUAGACUGACUACGCAAGAUUUGACCUACUCAAAAACAAAAGGGAAGGAGCCAUUGUGUAGAAUAUUAUUGGAAGAAAUAUUGGCUGUGGAGAGAUUACAUGAAGACUCAUUUAAAAUGAAAAAUAUGUUUCAAAUAGUACAACCACAACGUGCAUUAUAUGUACAAGCUGGUAAUUGCGUUGAGGAAAAAGAAUGGAUUGACAUACUUACUAAAAUCUGUCAUACAAACAGUAACAGACUAGAGAGGUAUCAUCCGAGCGCUUACAUCAACGGCCACUGGCUGUGCUGUCGAGCAAUUUCUGAAGUAGCUCCAGGCUGCAGUGAAGUGUCUCCAGGCAUUGAAGCAGGUUUGAGAAUGGUCCUGGAUCCAGACCGCGAUCUUCAGAGGAUUCAUUCACUUAUCUUCACGAAUAUGCCGAGAUUAGAGACACUGAUGAGUGCAUGUGAAUGUCAAGCAGUCUAUGGUGCCAGUGAAAUGUGUGUUUUACCAGGCGGUGGUUCACCCAUUGAAGAUGUACCUUCGUGUUUUAAAACUCUCACUGCAUUAAGAGAGGCUGCAUUUGCAUUGCAACAUGAACAUCGUGCUUACUUUAGGAAAUUAGCUCGUGACACCAAAUAUGGGAGCAAACAAGCACCAAUUGGUGAUGACAACUACCUCCACUUAGCUGCAAGAGCCGGAUUUGAUAAUCAGCUUACGAAACGUUCUGCCUAUACAGACUCUGAUGGCCUCAAUCAACGAUGCAUAGAAGCGGGAUUCUAUGACGGUUUUACACGUCGUAUUGAGACGGAUCGUAGAUACGAUGAGUCAUUACGAAAGUGUUUGGAUUCAGAUUCAAUAAAUCGUAGGUACGAAAAUGAAAAUAAUACAUUAAAACUCUAUGAGAGUAAUACAGAACGAAAUGAUCUCAAUAAAUUUGACCGUAGUUUGAAUAAUACAUUAAAGUCAGAUAGAGUUGUUGAAAGAAAUGGUAAUGAAAAUUUAGAAAAUCAUAGGCGAAUGGAAAUGAAUAAUUUAUUAUGCAUUGAGGGUGUCAGUUUAUCGGGUUCAUUGUCUAGGAAAUUGAGUAAUUAUGAUAAUGUUAAAAAAUUAAAUAAUGACAGUUCAUUAUCGUGGAGAAUAAGAGAUGAUGCGUCUGAUAUAUCAUCUAGUUCUAUGAGUGGUCGUGGAAAUAAUUGAAAUUUUUUUUUAUUCAUUAUUUAAUUAUUAUUAAUUAAUAAUAUAACAAAAACCAGUGAAAAUAAUAUUCUUCUCUUCCAUGGAAUUAAUGUAUGUCGCACUUGAAUGCUAAUUGUUUAAAUUUAUACGUUAAAUCAUCAAUUAUUAAUAACUCAUCUGUUCAUUUUCAUCCCUUACAAUUAUUGUUAUUAUUACGUUAAUUAUUUUAUUAUUAAUAUUAUAAUUAUUAUUAAUACGCACAUUUGUAUAAUUGAUAUUAAUUACUUUAUUAAUUAAUUUAAGUGUUAGGAAAAACAAACAAAACAUAACGAAUGUUAUUUAUAAAAAAAUCUUUUACUAUUUAUUUAUUUUUAUUUAUUUUAAAAGUUGUCACGAUUUAUUAUUAUUAUUAUUAUUAUUAUUAUUAUUUUUAACUAUUAAUUAUUAUUACUUCUAAAAACGUGACAAGUGUAAGAAACUGUAAAUUCAAUAAUGCUGAUGAUUAUUAAAGUGUCAAUGGACUACAUAAAAAAAAAAAAAAAAAAAAAAAGAAACGUAAUCUCAAUUUAUCAAAGUUUAUCUUUUAUAUGAUCACGAUAAUAAUGGUGCUCAAUUAAACUAAUUAAUGAGUUUAACGCAACGUUAACUUUGAUAAAAAAAAUUAAAUAUCAUCAAUUUAUAUUUUUCUUUCAAUCAUUCAUUCAUUGAAGUUUUUUACUGGAGUUAAUGAGUCAUUAAAAAAAAAAAAUUCAUUUUUAAGUAAAUGAUUUCGUUUAUUUAACGAUAAGACCAAAUAAAUUUAAAAAAAUAAUAAUAAAUAGCAAAUAAAAUUCAUACAAUUUAUUUGCUACUACAUAAUCAAGCUCGAUCUCUUGAAUUGAUAAGUUGUUUUUAUUCAUUAAUUCUAAUUACAUUUAAAUUAAAUAAAAAGAUCUAAUUUUGAACUGAUUGUAGGUAUUAGGAUCUGAUAAUUUUUUUACGAUACGUCGCGCAAUUUUUUUUUUUUAUUACUGAGCACAAAGAUAAACAAUUUAUGAACAGCUGUUACAAAUUGUCUCUAAUGUAGUCUAAUUUAUUAUUAUUAUUUUUUUUCGACUAUAAAAGUAGAUAACAAAAAUUUUUAAAUGACAUAAAAUCUAGACUAAUUAUUUAUUUAUAUAUUUUCUUUGUAAUUAUGAUUAUAAUUGCAGAUAUUUUUUUUUUAAUUAAAAAAUUUGAAAAAUAUUUGCAUUUAUUAUUUUUAUAAAAUUUAAUUUAAAAAAAGUAUAACAAUAAAUCUUUAAUAAUGAAGAUUGAGAAUACGUUGAAGCAGUAGUUGACGUAAAGUGAAAUAAAAAAAGAGGCUUGAUAAUUGUAAUUAUAAAUUAAAAUGAAAAUUAUAAAUUUUGUGUCGUUAGAAAAAUAUUUUUUAAAAAAUCGGUGUAGAAUCCCUCCAUUGUAGUAAGCGUUAAUUAAUAAUUAGCCUUGAGAUAUUAAAUAAGUUAAUUGUGAAUUGUAAAACACCAAUUAAUAAUACCAAGAAAAAAAGUUGUCGUUAAUUUUCAAUAUAUUAUUAAUUAAUAUAAAUCUUAUUAUAACUUAUUGGAUAUUAAAAAAAAAAAAAAAGAAAAACUUAUAAGAUUGAUCCAAUAAAUGUACAGUGUACAGAAUUCAUCUAUGUCCAGAUAUAUAGAUUUAUUAUAUAGAUCUAAACAAAUUAUUUCGUUGUCUCUCUUUAUGAUUAUUUUAAUUAUUAUUAAUAUUGUAGAAUUAAAUUAAAAAAAAAUUAUAAGUAAUAAUUUUUAUUGUCCGUUAGUGUUUAAAUAUUAUUUAGUGUACAGAUUUAUAUAAUUAUAAGAUAAUUGAUAAAAAUUUACAAAAAAACUAAUAAUAUAAAUUAUUUAAAUUUAGUCUUGACAAAAAUCUUAAUGCACAUAUCUACAUUACGCUAUUGCGUUUAAAUAAAUUACUUGAUUUUAUUAAUUAUAUUGAAUUGAUUGUUUAUUAACAAUGAGGUCCAAUUUACUUUUUUUUCGAUACUUUAACUAUUUAUACAUCUGUAUUUAAAUUUAUGAACCCAAGAGAUUAAAUUAUUAAAAAUAAAAACAAACUUGAUUUACAAUUUUUGUAUUUAAGAAAAUUAAAAAAGAAACUUCCGUAAUAUAUUUAAUUUGUUUUUUUAAAUCAUUAAUUGAACAAGACUAACAAAAAAUAAAAUGCGACUAGACAUAUAUAAUAUACAUGUAUGAUAAUAAUUAAUAAUUAAAAAAUAAUUCUACUUAUCAACGGUAUUAUUUAUAUUAAAAUAUAUAUAUUAUGUAUUAAUAAUUUAGUAAUGAUUUUGUACAUCAUCUUUUUUGUUGUGUUCAUGAAAUUACUAUUGUUGUGUCUCUUAGUAAAUUCUUAGGAUAGAUUGUGCCUUGAAAAAUAAAACCCACAUUAAGGAAUCAAUCAAAUGACCGAAAAUUAAAAAAAAAAAUAAAAUAUGUAAAACGAAAAAAGUUAAUAAAUUUUGUUUUACACGUAGAUAAUCUCGAAUUAUUUAUUUUUUAAAAUAUUGUAAAAUAAUACUCGAUUAUUAUUAAACAUUAUUUCUUUUUGGAAUCAUAAUAUUGUACAUACCAUAAACGCAAUAAAAAACAAAUGUUUUCUCUA
Microplitis mediator is the source of this 5799-nucleotide messenger RNA. It is a transcript of the gene RasGAP1, whose product is annotated as ras GTPase-activating protein 3. The record is from RefSeq and is a predicted model, not a curated record. The coding region runs from base 97 to 3186 and encodes 1029 amino acids. Lineage: Eukaryota; Metazoa; Arthropoda; Insecta; Hymenoptera; Braconidae. The transcript is spliced from 13 exons. Gene Ontology annotation, biological process: intracellular signal transduction; regulation of GTPase activity.